UUUGCCAACAUGGAGAAAUAUGUGAAUUUGUUUAAAAGACAUGUGAUCAAUUUCAAGUUGGAACUAUGUUGCUUCAUGGCGCCAGUGAAAUCUGGGCUGCUGGCGUUCGCUUGUUUACAUAUUGUGAUUGGUGUAUCAACACUGAUGUUUUUCGCAGAAGAGAGUUUCGAACCCCUACUGCUCAAGGUCCUAAACGGCAUUUCAGAGGAGCCUCCUAAUUACGGACCUUCGUGCAUGAUUGUAUACGCUGUCGAACUUGGCUCUAAUGUAGUGCUGUUGUGCGGUAUAAUACGGAACGACCUCAUACUGCUUCGUGUCUACAUGUACUUCGCCUUCGGAGUCCUAACGGCUGCGCUUAUGGCUUACACCGUGAUGUUUGGUCCUCAGGAACUAACCGUGAAGUUCCUCAUAGCCGCCAGUAUUGGACACCAAAUCUACAUCCUCCUGUUACUGCGUAGCGCAAUGAUCGAAAUAAAACAGGCUUUAAAACAGAACGAGAACGAUUACUCGGUCAGAUAUCGAAAAACCAGCGCUAGAUAUGUACCGGGCACAAGAGAUAGGUACAGUGUUGUUAUCGAACCUUACAGACGACGCUCCGCUAAUCCUUAUGACAGAGAGCCUUAUAGAAGAAGCAGCUCGUUGGUUCCUUUUGGUAGAGAACCAUACAGAAGUUCAUUAGCACCUUAUAAAGAAGAACCGAGACGGGAAAGUUCAGUACCUUCUGCAGACCAAGAAAAUGUAAUAGCCGAGGAAGAAAGGGCAACGGUUAUAGCACAUUCGCAAGCGAAGGAAGAGAUCGCUAAGGAAGUUGCCGAUAAGGAAGAGGCACAUUCGCCAGCGAAGGAAGAGAUCGCUAAGGAAGUUGUUGAUAAGGAAGAGACGGCUAAAGAAGUGAAGGGGAAAGAGGAGAAGGGAAAGGAAGUGAAACGUAAGCGUAGCUUCUUUGGGAGGAAAGGGAAGGUGAAAAAAGACGAAACUCAGAAUGUGACAAACGUUGAUUGAAUGAUGUGCUUGUUUGAUAAAAUGUAUCACUGUUAUAAAUCUAAAUAAGGUCGAACUUAAAUCUAGGUAGCUUGUGAUGAAGUGACUGGUUUA
Cydia splendana is the source of this 1095-nucleotide messenger RNA. RefSeq lists its product as uncharacterized. The coding region runs from base 10 to 1002 and encodes 330 amino acids. The transcript has 4 exons. The record is from RefSeq and is a predicted model, not a curated record. Lineage: Eukaryota; Metazoa; Arthropoda; Insecta; Lepidoptera; Tortricidae.